Arachis duranensis is the source of this 3345-nucleotide messenger RNA. Its product is annotated as putative pentatricopeptide repeat-containing protein At4g17915. Lineage: Eukaryota; Viridiplantae; Streptophyta; Magnoliopsida; Fabales; Fabaceae. The transcript is spliced from 4 exons. The record is from RefSeq and is a predicted model, not a curated record. The coding region runs from base 1660 to 3033 and encodes 457 amino acids. Gene Ontology annotation, molecular function: protein binding.
UUCAAGUCCUUCCUUCAGGCAAAGAGCAAAUUGCCCUAGCCUCCCCCAAUGAAAGCAAACACUAGCCUCCACCAAUAGUUGUCCCCGUCUGUCGGAGUGAGAGACUGCUGCCGCCGUCUGUCGCAUUCAAGAACUUCCGUCUUCGUUCUCUCGGGCCUCUCGCCGGAUCCUCCACGUCGGGUGCUCGCAUCUCGCCGUUCUCCUCUGUGCUCGGCUGCUCGCGCCUCCCUUCGCCAGUGAGUGCUCGAGCUGUGCGUGUAGGUUGCUGCUCGUUGUCCGUGGUUGUCUCUGCUCGAUUCUGCCUUCCAGUCUCACUCGAGUCUCGUCUCAGUCACUGGCAUCUCGUGGUUCGUCUGUCUCGUCGCCGGCGGCAGAAGCAACUCGUGGGGGUGUCUCUUGCUUCGUCGCCUUCCGUGGGGUGGUCGCCGACUCGCCGUCAACCGUUGUUCAGCUUCACCAAUCACCAUUCUCAUCGUUCAUCAAGGUUCAGACUUCAGAGAGAAGGAGAGAACGCCAUCACCCAUCACGAUCUCACCGGCGCACACGGCCACACGGCAGUGAGCUCCGUCGCGCAGUGAGCUCCGUCACCACUCGAGUCGGCGUUGCUGUAUGUCUCCCACUCUCCCACUCUCCGUCACCAUUCGACUCGGCGUUGAAGCCUGAAGGUUCCUUUCGAGCUUUGAGAGAAAGCCUUCGAGUUCCAGCAUAUGUCCCAUGUUAUUGAUUUAGAGCAAGGAAAUCAUGAAGAUGAUGCUAUUGUUUGAGGUCUUGGGAGUGCUGUUGAUGAUGGUAGUAUAUUUCUCUUAUGCGGAAGACAGUGGUUCAAGCCACUCUCAUUUCUAAUGUUUUCUACUUCAUUCCUUAACUGCAAAAUUUGGUUUCUGAUGCUUUUUAAUGCUAAAUUUGAUUGAUUCUGUGGAUAUUUAGACACCCUUUUAUUUAUGAUUCAUGGAAUUGAGAAUUGGAUUGUUUGGUAUUGCUCUAUCUAUAUACUUGUUCUGUCUUGGUGUCGAGUCGCACAAAUAUUCUCAAUUACUUACAGCUGUGGUUUCCUUCUUGAAUGGAAUUUUAUUUUUCUAAAAGAAAUCAUAGAGGAUUAGGAUUGUAGAUUUUUUAAUUGAGUGGUGAAUGUAAAGCUGAAGAUGAUGAUGACAAAAGUGCUUGGAAACAUAUAUUUUAAGAGAGUUUAAAAAAAUUUUUGAGUUUGUAAAUUGAUAAGAUCAUAUAGUUUUAGUGUGUUUAAUUGUUUAUGUAUAUUUUAUUUAUUAUUUCAUUAUAAAACGGUUUUUUCGGUUCAACCACGGUCGAACCGGUUGAACCUGAAAACCAGUGAACCAGUAGUCAGAACGGUUCGAUGACCGGUUCGGUUUUCAGAACUUUGAUCAAAAUAUUCAACCUGUUGUCGAGUGGCAAUUAGCCUCCCUCGAUUCACUCUCCCGCCUCCUCCCCCCUCUUCGGCCCUCUCUCUCACAAACCGACAAGCGGCCACUUCUGACUCCGUCGGCGCUGUCCCGGUAGUCAUGCAGAUGCAAAUUUUCCAGUGUACACGAAUCCGUGUUUGGCGCUUUGUAGAUGAACUCUUAAGUCUCUCAAUUCUCGUAUUGAAAAUGGGAAGCUUAUUAUGAUAAAAUGAUGUCCCUUUUUGGGUGCUGGUGAAUUAUGGUUGCGAGAUUAUCAACUAAGGUAUUGAACAUUUGCAUAGCAUCAAUGUGCAAAGCCAAGCAAGUAGUGAAAGCUGAAGCUGUGAUCAUUGACGGCAUAAGAUUGGGCGUGCUCCCUGAUGUGGUCACAUACAACACUCUAAUAGAUGCGUAUUGUCGUUUUGAUUGCGUCGACACAGGCUAUUCUGUUCUAAGUCGAAUGAGGGAGGCAGGGAUACCCCCUGAUGUUAUUUCUUACAAUUCUUUGAUCUCUGGGGCUGCCAGGAAAUGCUUGUUGUCGAGUGCCUUGGACCUGUUCGACGAAAUGCUUCGAGCAGAUAUACACCCUGAUGCUUGGAGCUAUAACAUUUUGAUUAAUUGUUUGUUCAAGCUUGGGAAACCAGAUGAGGCGAAUCGUAUUUUUAUGGAGAUGGCGCUUAGUGAGCUGCAUCCUUGUUCGGCUACAUAUAACAUCAUGAUUAAUGGGCUGUGUAAGAAUGGAUAUGUUAACAAUGCUAUUAUGUUGUUCAGGAACUUGCAACGGCACGGAUUCAUUCCUGAGGUGUUGACAUACAAUACACUUAUUAAUGGACUAAGCAAGGCUCGACGAACGGGGACAGCUAGGAGGAUUCUUAGGGAGUUUAAGGAAGCAGGUUAUGAACCUAACUGUAUUACCUACACAACGGUUAUGAAGUGUUGCUUCCAGUGUAGGCAGUUUGACGAAGCAUUAGAGAUCUUGCAUGAGAUGAGGAGUAAAGGGUACACUUUCGAUGGCUAUGCAUACUGCACAGUGAUUGCUGCGCUGAUAAAGAUCGGGCGGAUUGAAGAGGCAGAUGAAAUCGUCAGGCUGAUGCAUCAUAGUGGUAUUCAACCAGAUUUAGUGUCUUAUAAUACAUUGAUAAAUCUUUACUGCAGACAAGGAAGAUUAGAUGAUGCCAUGAAGUUACUUGGCGACAUAGAGAAAGAAGGUCUGGAAUGCGAUCAAUAUACACACACGAUUAUAAUUAAUGGAUUGUGCAAUGCAGGCAACUUUUUAGGUGCAAAACAGCAUUUGAUUUAUAUGAACUCACUGGGGUUUGGUUACAAUUUGGUUGCGCAUAAUUGUAUUCUGCAUGGAUUGGGUAAAGCAGGUCAUAUUGAUCACGCAAUGAAAUGGUUCGAAUCGAUGGAAGUUAAAGACUCUUUCACGUAUACCAUCAUAGUGCACAACCUUUGUAGGGCUAGAAGGUUCCUUUGUGCCUCCAAGAUCAUGGUUUUGUCUCUAAAUUCUGGGUUUCGGAUCUUAAGGGCUACUCAGAGAGCUGUUAUUGAUGGUCUUUGUAGUAUAGGGUAUACAAAUGAAGCCAGGAAACUCAAGCUUAAACUACGAGUGAUUCGACUAUUACAUGAUUAAAUCGCACUUGAUGUUUGAGUCUUCAGAUAUUACAAUACUUUGCUGACACAAACAAAAGAAUAAAGCUCUGAAUCAUGAGCCCCAUUCUUGAUCCAUAUAUGUCAUUCUGAGCCUCUGAGGGAUACAAUUAUCAUUUUUGCUGGGUUUUUUUUUUUGGUAAUUGUAAUUUACUAAUUUAUUUGAUUGAGUAGGCUAACUGCAGUGUCUCCUCAUUGUUGCUUCAAAUUGUUUAAUUAUGUACAUCAAUUAAAUAAAACUUUAUAAAAACCAAUUUAAUUUUCAUGUAGUGAAAAAAUAUCUACUACAACUUCA